AGAUAUAUUAUGGCAUUGUUGGUAGGAGAGCCUGUUCUAGCAUUGUAGAUGUCGUCGCUGUCAUGAAUACACGUGCAACAGUUGGUUGUAAGCAUAUUGUGCUUAUUGUUGUAAUUCAAACCAUUGCGUUUGGGGUUGCCGAACUGAGGGAUGGAACUCAUCAAGAUCAUGCUGAUUUAUACAAGGACCCAAACGCCAGCGAGAAUGCCCCUUCUUGUUUAAAAGGAGAUAAGAUCAUCGGGCCUUUGAAAUGCACUGAACCGCGAUGUCACCGGAAUCUUACACGACUUGAAGGAGGGGAGCUUGGAAGAAAACAAAAGAUCGAACUUGUGUGCGGUGAAGAACAUUAUUUGAAAACAGUCAAUAUGAAACCAUUGAUUUUUGAAAUUGAUAAUUUUCUUUCUGAUGAAGAAUGUGAGCACAUUAAAAACCUUGCUUUGAUGGAGGGAUUGGAGAGUAGUCAGACAAAACAACAAGGAAGGCGUAAGGUAGUGAUGAAAGAUUUUAAUCAUGAUGAACAACUGAGCCUGCAUGAGGUAAUUUAUUUUCAUUUAUUUUCAGAAAUUGAGAAUUUUCUAAGCAGUGCUGAGUGUGAAAAUAUCAUGAAGCUGGCAGAGGGGGAAGGUUUAGAUACAAGCAUUACCAAACAAGAUCAACAUGGAAAACUCAAACAUAGAGUUGUUUCUCUGAAGGAUUUUAAUCAAGAUAAUAUACUUAGUCUUACUGAG
Saccoglossus kowalevskii is the source of this 728-nucleotide messenger RNA. RefSeq names its product transmembrane prolyl 4-hydroxylase-like. Gene Ontology annotation, biological process: peptidyl-proline hydroxylation to 4-hydroxy-L-proline. NCBI's taxonomy places the organism in Eukaryota, Metazoa, Hemichordata, Enteropneusta, Harrimaniidae. Gene Ontology annotation, cellular component: endoplasmic reticulum. The record is from RefSeq and is a predicted model, not a curated record. Gene Ontology annotation, molecular function: procollagen-proline 4-dioxygenase activity; L-ascorbic acid binding; iron ion binding.